AUGAGUGGAGCAGAGAAGGUGGUGUGCGUGACUGGAGCUUCAGGCUACAUAGCUUCAUGGGUGGUGAAGAUCCUUCUUCAACGUGGGUAUACUGUCAAAGCUACAGUUCGUGAUCCAAAUGAUCCAAAGAAAACAGAGUGUUUACUUGCACUUGAUGGAGCUAAAGAAAGACUUCAGUUAUUCAAAGCAAGUUUAUUGGAAGAAGGAUGUUUUGAUCCUGUAGUUGAUGGAUGCCAAGGCGUUUUUCAUAUAGCAUCCCCUGUUUUUUCCAUGGCCAAUGAUGACCCACAGUCAGAAAUAAUUGAUCCAGCAGUGAAGGGAACUCUUAACGUUCUUAGAUCAUGUUCAAAAGUUCCUUCUAUCAAGAGAGUGAUUAUAACAUCUUCUAUGACUUCAGUUAUGUUCAACGGACAACCUUUGACCCCUGAUGUAGUUGUGGAUGAGACUUGGUUUUCAGAUCCAGUUAUAUGUAAAGAGGAGAAGCGCUGGUAUCAUCUCUCAAAGACCUUAGCUGAGGAGGCUGCUUGGAAGUUUGCUGAAGAGUGUGGCAUUGACUUGGUAGUAAUAAACCCAGGCUUUGUUCUUGGUCCAGUCAUACAGCCAACUCCUACUUUUAGUACUGACGUAUUUCUGAAGCUUUUGAAUGGAAACCCAGCAUUUCCUGGUGGAAUUUAUAGAUGUGUUGAUGUUAGAGACGUUGCACAUGCACAUAUUCAGGCAUUUGAGAUUCCUGCUGCUAGUGGCAGAUAUUGUUUAGUUGAAAGAGUUGCACACUAUUCAGAGGUUCUGAAGAUAUUGCACAAACUUUACCCAAGUUUGCAUCUACCUGAGAAAUUUGAAGAUGACAAGCCUUUGCUGCCGGUCCACAAGGUUUCCCAAGACAAAGCCAAAAGUUUGGGUAUUAGCUUCACUCCUUUGGAAAGGAUGAGUGGAGCAGAGAAGGUAGUGUGCGUGACUGGAGCUUCAGGCUACAUAGCUUCAUGGGUGGUGAAGGUCCUUCUUCAACGUGGGUAUACUGUCAAAGCUACACUUCGUGACCCAAAUGAUGUAAAGAAAACAGAGUGUUUACUUGCACUUGAUGGAGCUAAAGAAAGACUUAAGCUAUUCAAAGCAAAUUUACUGGAAGAAGGAUGUUUUGAUUCUGUAGUUGAUGGAUGCCAAGGCGUUUUUCAUAUAGCAUCCCCAGUUUCUUUGGUGGCUAAUGACCCACAGUCAGAAAUAAUUGAUCCAGCAGUGAAGGGAACUCUUAAUGUUCUUAGAUCAUGUGCAAAAGUUCAUUCUGUCAAGAGAGUGAUUAUAACAUCUUCUAUGGCUUCAGUCAUGUUCAACAGAAAACCUCUGAACCCUGAUGUGGUUGUCGAUGAGACUUGGUUUUCAGAUCCAGUUAUGUGUAAAGAGGAAAAGCUGUGGUAUCAUCUCUCAAAAACCUUAGCUGAGGAGGCUGCUUGGAAGUUUGCUAAAGAGUGUGGCAUUGACUUGGUAGUAAUAAACCCAGACUUUGUUCUUGGACCAGUCAUACAGCCAACUCCUACUUUUAGUACUGACGUAUUUCUGAAGCUUUUGAAUGGAACUCAUAUAUUUCCUGAUGGAAUUUAUAGAUUUGUUGAUGUUAGAGAUGUUGCACAUGCACAUAUUCAGGCAUUUGAGACUCCUGCUGCUAGUGGCAGAUAUUGUUUAGCUGGAAAUACUACACACUAUUCUGAGGUUUUCAAGAUAUUGCACAAACAUUACCCAAGUGCGCAUCUACCUGAAAAAUUUGAAGAUGACAAGCCUUCGCUGCCAACAUACAAGUUUUCCCAAGACAAAGCCAAAAGUUUGGGUAUUAGCUUCAUUCCUUCGGAAGUGUGUCUUAGGGACACCAUUGAAAGCUUGAAGGAAAAGGGCUUCCUCACUGUCUGA
This is a messenger RNA of Corylus avellana, 1899 nucleotides long. Its product is annotated as phenylacetaldehyde reductase. Lineage: Eukaryota; Viridiplantae; Streptophyta; Magnoliopsida; Fagales; Betulaceae. The record is from RefSeq and is a predicted model, not a curated record. Gene Ontology annotation, molecular function: oxidoreductase activity, acting on the CH-OH group of donors, NAD or NADP as acceptor.